AGCCCCCAUUCGUUUCGUCAAAUAUCAUAUAUAAUCUAUCAAUUUUCUCUCAGAAGAGGAAUAACAAUGGCCCUGGAAUGGGUAGUGCUUGGCUACGCCGCCGGUGCAGAGGCCAUCAUGGUACUCCUCCUCACACUCCCCGGCCUCGCCGGCCUCCGCAAGGGCUUGACCGCAGUCACACGCAACCUCCUCAAACCCUUCAUGACGGUGGUCCCCUUCUGUCUGUUUCUUCUGAUGGAUAUUUACUGGAAAUACGAGACCCGGGCCAGCUGCGAAGGCGACUCUUGUACUACUUCCGAGCAUCUCCGUCACCAGAAAUCCAUCAUGAAGAGCCAACGCAACGCGUUUCUCAUCGCCGCCGCCCUUGUUUUCUAUUGGCUUCUUUACUCCGUGACUCACCUUGUUGUGAGUGUGGAACAGUUGAAUGAGCGCCUGGAGAGGCUUAAGAAUCGCGAUUGA
Messenger RNA from Hibiscus syriacus, 459 nucleotides. RefSeq lists its product as uncharacterized. Bases 67 to 459 code for a protein of 130 amino acids. Lineage: Eukaryota; Viridiplantae; Streptophyta; Magnoliopsida; Malvales; Malvaceae. The record is from RefSeq and is a predicted model, not a curated record. The transcript has a single exon. Gene Ontology annotation, biological process: endoplasmic reticulum to Golgi vesicle-mediated transport; intracellular protein transport. Gene Ontology annotation, cellular component: endoplasmic reticulum; endoplasmic reticulum membrane.